Molecule: messenger RNA, 1407 nt
Organism: Emiliania huxleyi CCMP1516
Lineage: Eukaryota; Haptophyta; Isochrysidales; Noelaerhabdaceae
Exons: 3
Coding region: 1-1407 (468 amino acids)
Cellular component (GO): cytosol
Molecular function (GO): zinc ion binding
Source: RefSeq, a predicted model, not a curated record
AUGGCCCGAUGCUUCCGGGCGGGGGGCAAGGCGAAGGGCGCCUCUCCUCGGCGUAGCGACAAGCAGUUUUUGCGCUUCCACGACGACGCCUCGGCGUCGGCGGGGCCAGGCCUCGGCGCCGAGGCGGGGAAGGUGCUACAGCGCAUCGCCGACCGGCUCUCAGCCGUCAGCCCGGUCCCCCUCUCCGGUUUCGCCCUCCCCGAGAAUCCGUUUGCAGCGAGGGCGCUCGCGCUGCGCCUGUCACCCGACGACUCGCCCAGGAAGCGGCCGGAAAGCCCACAGCAGCCUAGCUCGAAGGCUAGCUCGAUGGCCCAUUUCAGCAGUGAGGGGGGCAUCAGCCUCACAUGCCUCUACGGCCUCGUCCGCAUCCUGUACGAGAGCUUGGGCGGGGCCCGCGACGGUUCUUCCGAGACCGGCUCGGCGAGGACCAAGCCAGGGACGUCGCCCGCGCCAGCGCUCGGCGUGGCUACCGCGCUCGAGAUUGAGGAGGGGGCGGCGUGCCGCUUCUGUUUCGAAGGCGGCACGGACUCGCCGCUCGUAGCUCCUUGCUCCUGCAGCGGCACGCUUCGGUGGGUGCACGAGGACUGCCUGCGGAAGUGGCAGAAGACGUCACCCUUCACCGCAUCCGCAUGCAACGUCUGCAUGACGACCUUCGCGCUUGCGCCGCCAAAGCCUCGGCAAGUGCGCGCGGGGAUGCUGCUGGUGGCGGAGCCGUCACUGCACGGCACAUUCUCCCAAGCCGUCAUCCUCCUCUGCGAGAUCACCCCCGACGGCGCACACGGCAUAGUGGUCAACUGUCCGAGCGAGGUGAUGCAGUCCACAAGCCUUGCGGUCGCCUACGAGGUGUCGCGCCUCCGCCAGAGCGGAGGGUCGGGGCCGGGCUCGCCAGCCAGCCCUCUGAUGAUCGAGUGGCGGCGCGGCGGGCCCGUGUGCGGGGGCCGGCUCGGCGUCGUGCGCUACACGCUGAUGCACACUCUCGGCUCGCGGUUCGGCUCGAUCGAAGUGCUGGGCGCGGAGGAGGUGGCGGCGGGGACGGGCGAAUCCGUGGUGGCUCGCUGGAGGGGUGCCGACGGCGCGGCCGAGACGGAGUCUAGCUACGGGUUCCGCUCCCCCGCGGCCUUGGGCACAAACCACGCGGCGCGACUCAUCAACUCGCUCAGCGCGGUGGCGACCAUCGAGCACGCGGCUGCCCGCGCCGGCGCGGUGCCGCCGGUGGCGCUGCUCUUCGUGGGACACUGCCGGUGGGGGCGAGGGCAGCUGCAGGCGGAGCUCGCGCGAGGGAGCUGGCGCCUCUGCGAGGGGCGCGUGGCGGACGUGCUCGGCGACAACGUCCAGCUGUGGCAGGAGCUGCAGCGGAGCGGCAGGCUGCGGACCUGGGCGGAGUGGGCCUUCGAGGGGGCCGCGUGA